Molecule: messenger RNA, 522 nt
Organism: Racocetra fulgida
Lineage: Eukaryota; Fungi; Glomeromycota; Glomeromycetes; Diversisporales; Gigasporaceae
Source: the annotation of a GenBank genome assembly
AAAGAAAAAGAAUAUUCUGAAAUCAAUCCUUAUAAAUCCGUUCCAACUUUAAAAAUUGAUGGACUUGUAUUAACCCAAUCAAUUCCAAUACUUGAAUAUUUGGAAGAAACUCGGCCAGACAAGACGUUAUUACCUAAAGAACCAGGCAAAAGAGCUUUGGUUAGAAUUCUAAUUCAAGCAAUUGCCGGUGACAUUCAACCAAUCCAAAAUUUAAGAGUUUUAAACCAAGUUGAAAGCUUGGGGGGCGAUAAAAAUGAAUGGGCUAAACAUUUUAUUACUAUUGGUUUUGAAGGAGUUGAAAAGCAACUUGAAAAAACGUCUGGUAAAUAUUGUGUUGGCGAUGAAGUUACCUUGGCAGACGUUUGUCUUUUACCACAGGUUUAUAAUGCUACCAUGAGAUUUGGAGUUGAUAUGAAAAAAUUCCCUCGAAUUCAAUCAAUUGCUGACAAUUUGUACAAAUUGGAUGCAUUUAAAAAUGCUCAACCGGAUAAACAAGGCGAUUGUCCCGUUUCUAUGGUAUAA